This is a messenger RNA of Chilo suppressalis (striped riceborer), 2217 nucleotides long. The record is from the annotation of a GenBank genome assembly. Lineage: Eukaryota; Metazoa; Arthropoda; Insecta; Lepidoptera; Crambidae.
CGGUUUUCCGUUUAGUUGCGCCUGCGCCGGCCUCAUCGUGUGACGGCCACUCGCUUGCUGAUCGUGCUCCAUUGCUGCUCUCGAGCGCUGGAAUCGCUAUAUUUCGCUACACAAGCCGCGCCGUAACUUCAAAGACAAAGGGACACUCCAAAAAAGAGCAAGAGCCACUAUGAAGAGAAAGGACGCAGAGGAGAUGAGCGCUGUUACUAACGGGACAGCACACACGGCCAGUGUCAAUAAUGUGUCGGAGACGAUGGCGAUGUCUCAGUCCCGGGACCAGAUUCUACCCGAGAAGGGCGCUCAUGAGGCUGAGAACGGCAAGGCGGAAGAGGCCGCCGAUAUAAUCCAUCCCACUUCUUACGUGGACACCAUGCUGCAUAUCUUCAAGGGCAACAUCGGCAGCGGCCUGCUGGCCAUGGGUGACGCUUUCAAGAAUGGUGGAUUGGUGUUCGCUACCAUUAGCACAGUUAUUAUGGGCAUUAUCUGCGUCCACGCACAGCAUAUAUUAUUAAACUGUGCGGAGGACAUGCGAGGGCGCGUGAAGGACGGCAAGGCUAUAGGCUUCGCGCAAACGGUGCGCAUGGUAUUCGAGCAAGGAGGUCCGCGGUUGAAAGCGCGCGCGCGUCUCAUGGGCAUACUGGUGGACACAUUCCUCUGCGUCACGCAGCUCGGCUUUUGCUGCGUCUACAUCGUCUUCAUCGCCAACAACGUUAAAUUGAUCUGCGACCAUUACAACGUGCGCAUCGACCUUUCCAUCCAUAUGAUAUUCGUGGUCGUGCCCGUACUGCUGGCCUGCAUGGUGCGCAAUCUGAAGUUCCUCACGCCUUUCUCCACCAUCGCCAACCUGCUCAUGGCUGUUGGUGUAGGCGUCGUGGUCUACGAAGCCUGUCAGGACCUUCCGCCCGUCUCCAGCAGGGACUACGUGGGCACCUGGAAAACCCUGCCUUUGUACUUCGGCACUGCUGUCUACGCUUUCGAGGGGAUCGGUCUGGUACUACCGCUGAAAAAUGAAAUGCGCAAUCCGGAGCAGUUCCAGAAGCCGCUGGGCGUGCUGAACGUGAGCAUGGUGAUCGUGGGCAGCAUCUUCAUCGUGGUCGGAUUCCUGGGCUACCUGCAGUGGGGCAAAGCUGUGCAGGGCAGCCUCACGCUAAACCUCCCGCCCGGCUUGAUAUUGAGCAACGUGGUGCAGACGCUGAUCGCGUUGGCCAUAAUGUUCACGUACCCGCUGCAGUUCUACGUGCCGGUGCGCAUCACGUGGCCGGCGCUGCGGGCGCGGUGCGGGCCCCGCGCCGUCGUCGCCAAGGAGCUCGGGUACCGCGCGUUAUUGGUGCUGCUCACCUUCAUAUUGGCAGAGUCGAUACCACAGUUGGGUUUGUUCAUUUCCCUGGUGGGUGCAGUGAGCAGCACAGCUCUGGCACUAAUGUUCCCGCCCCUAAUCGAGCUGGUCAUGAUAUCGCAGAAGCCCAACGGUCCUCACUACUUCACCAUAUUCAAGGACGUCACGAUCAUACUCCUGGGCGUCUUCAUCUUCAUCACAGGAACUUAUGAGAGUGUAGCUUCAAUCAUAAGAGCGUUCCAACAGUAGAUGUGACGUCAUAUAGAUUGGGUGAUUUGCAAGGCUAAGGUUUACCCUUACCCUUUUUACGGAACAACAAACGCUGACGCCAUGUUAUUAUAACCCCUGAUAUUUAUUGGGGUUGGUAGACCAUCGAGCGUGCGGGAAAAUGUAUAAUCCUCUCCCCCAUAGCCACAUCUCUACGACGUCACAAUUUACUUUGGUUCGGUCUGGAGUGGUGAUACAGAAAAUAUAUCGAAAUGUAGCCAGCCUGAUCGUUAAUAGACUUUUACUGUCUGCUAUGAAGAUUUUGCAGAUGGCCUUUCUGUAGUCAAUAUCUUACAGUACAGCAGGCCUAUUUUGUAUACUCUGACAGCUUGAAAACUAUUUAUCAUUCUUUCCUUUGUCCGAGGUGGUCGAAGAUCCGAACCUACAUCGACCUGAUAAUAGAAUGAAACAUAUUUUAUCACGAAUUUAGUUUAUUAGAGAAUAUAUUAUAAAUGGGUUGCCUAAAAAAAUCCUAUAUUUAAUUAACUAGGAAAAAAAAAUUAAUUAAAUGUUGCAAUACCAAGAUAAUAAGAAAAUGUUGUCCUUAAAACAGUAUAAAAUGUGCAGCCCUUGGGUUGUCUAUUAUUUACUUGGGAGUACCCAUUUUUAAUAUA